Messenger RNA from Paramisgurnus dabryanus, 3392 nucleotides. It is a transcript of the gene znf280d, whose product is annotated as zinc finger protein 280D. Lineage: Eukaryota; Metazoa; Chordata; Actinopteri; Cypriniformes; Cobitidae. The record is from RefSeq and is a predicted model, not a curated record. Gene Ontology annotation, biological process: regulation of DNA-templated transcription. Gene Ontology annotation, molecular function: DNA-binding transcription factor activity, RNA polymerase II-specific; RNA polymerase II cis-regulatory region sequence-specific DNA binding.
AGAUGGUCUUAACAAUAGCCCCUCUUUUUUCCCAUGAGCCACCGCGCUCUUCAUGCCGCCGUGAGUGCAUCUGAAUCACACUGAUGUUGUUUGUAAAUAAUCCAAGAUUUUAAAAGAUGUCUGAGCUGUUUAUGGAGUGUGAGGAGGAGGAGUUGGAGCCAUGGCAAAAGGCAAUACCUGAAAUUAAUCUGAUUGAUGAUGAUGAUGAAGAUGAUGAUGAACCAAUAUUUGUUGGUGAAAUCUGUAGCUCUAAGCCUACAGUCAACACAAAGCCGAGGGUUGGUAACCAGCAGAACCAGCGUAAUGUUACGGUUCAAAAGCCCCCAACGUUGGUGUCGCCACAAAAGACUCUACAGACCCAAUUGAACUCUGCUAGGGUUGCUUCAGCUCCUACCAUCAUGGUCAGAGGUCCAGCCCCAUCAGGAGGCAACCCUGUUCUUAUACCGAUCAACCCUUCUCAAACAGCCCCUCAACCGAUCAUUAUUAACAAUCAGGGUUAUAUUGUAGCAUCACCUCAGAAUCUUAACAGCAACGCUUCAUUCAUCAGCUCUGUGGGGUCACAGUAUCCAGUGGGAACAGCCAUCGCUGUUGUUCCAGCAGCAGGUCAGCAGAUAGUACCGCAGAUCAGUGCAGUUCCACAGCCAGGGGUCAUUCACAGGCCUCAGGUGCAGCUCAUUCAGGACAAUGUGGUGACCUUGUCCAAUGUACAGGCUCCUGCUGUCAUUUCUCAGCAGUCCCACGCCACUCCAGACCAGCGCCCCGUGCAGGUCUCGCAAAACAAAGUGGGCUUAAUUCCAGCAAGCAUAGCCAAGCAGAAAACCACAUCACCACAAUCUAUGAACAACAGAGAUAAUGGCACUGUGAAAACUGACACAAACAACAGCGUGUCCAAAAAAGGAAAGGUUGACAUGGAGACGCAGUUUCCCUUCAAAAAGAAAUGCCCAAAGUGUCCGAAUAUGUUUGGGGUUCAGCAAUUAAAAAUACAUAUGAAGGUUUGCUGCCCUGAAUUGUUGGACUCUGUGUUUCCUUCAACAUCAAAACCUGACAAACAAGCCACAGCUAUUAUAGCAAAAACAAAUGAACUGGACAGAGGCAAACUUAUCAUGCUGGUUUCAGACUUCUAUUAUGGGAAAUGUGAAGGGGACUUAUCUCUGAUCCCGAAAACGAAGACCCCCGCCACUACCUUCAAGUGUAACAGCUGUUUAAAAUUGCUCAAGAACAAUAUCAGGUUCAUGAAUCACAUGAAGCAUCACCUGGAGUUGGAGAAGCAGAACAGUGAGAGCUGGGAAAGUCACACUACAUGUCAACACUGUUACCGACAAUACUCUACUCCCUUUCAACUCCAGUGUCACAUAGAGAGUGCCCACAGUCCCUUUGAGUCCUCCACCAACUGUAAAAUAUGCGAAUUGGCUUUUGAGACUGAACAAGUUCUUCUGGAGCACAUGAGGGACAAUCACAAACCUGGAGAGAUGCCUUAUGUCUGUCAGGUCUGUAACUACAGGUCAUCUUUCUUCUCUGAUGUGGAUACCCAUUUCCGCACAGUUCACGAAAACACUAAAGACCUGCUUUGUCCCUUCUGCCUAAAAGUUCUCCGCAGUGGACAUAUGUUCAUGCAACACUACAUGAGGCAUCAAAAAAAGGGGAUUCAAAGAUGUGGAAAGUGCAGAUUAAAUUUUCUCACCUACAAAGAGAAAGUGGAACACAAAACAAACUUCCAUCGAACUUAUAGGAAGCCAAGAAGCCUUGAAGGGUUGCCUCCAGGAACCAAGGUGACGAUUCGGGCCUCACUUUUCGGUACGCCUGUGUCUUCUGAAAGUUUGAACAAGGCCUUCGUCAUAUCCACAAGUCCUGAAUCAACCAAACAACAAAACAGAUCAACAACAAAGACAACCAAAUCAAGCCUCAAUGGAGGAAAAGCAAAACAGUCCACAAACCACUUGGUUUUGAGCCGAAGCAUUCACAAUAAUGAGCUUAAACGUUUAAAACUACCUAGUGGAGUAUAUAAGUGUGCGGAGUGUCUGGACGCAAUUGUGGAUCCCUUCGUUCAUUACCCUUUAUUACUGAAGUGCACCGUAUGCAAGUACAGAACAAGCUGCCAGAAUGCAUUUGGACAGCAUAUGGUCAGGUUUCACAGCAGUACUGCAAAAGCACGAUCUGGCAAAGUAAAGAAGCCUCCGCAUGGUAUUCGGAGUCUGACUUUGGUGUGUCUCAAGUGUGACUUUUUGGCAGAUGCCUCUGGCACUGACCAGAUGACUGAACAUUUGCUUAACAGGCCGAACCACACCUGCCAGGUCAUCUUGGAGCCAGUUGCCAAUGGAGGAUCAGAAGUCGAGAGGUCAGUGGAGAACAAAGACGACUCUGAACAACUCCUUUCCCUUAAGAACGAUUCUGAGAUCAUAGCAGAUGAGACCGAACCAAUUCAAGUCCCUGAAGUACAGUCUAUACCAAACAAGGAUAACGUACCCACAGAGGAUGGGUCACAGGUUCUUGAAACUGACAAAUGUGACCCAGAUAUGUUAAAAGAUGAGACCGUUGAGACCACACCCAAUGUUUCAACAGAGGAAUCGCCCAGGAGCGUCUCCCCUCAUUCACCCUCUGAGGCUCCUGUCAGCCCCCUUUGCCCCCUCACUGACGGAGGUGAUGUAACUCCCUCUGACUUUAUGUGUAACGCCGAUGACUCGGAGUCUAUGAACACAGACUCACAACUGGAACCUCUCACUCCAUCUAAGGCCCUAGAGGAUGACCUCACUGAGAACUCAAAAAUGGAGAUUGAUGGGUAACUGUAACCCAACACAAACAAGAAUGAUGACUUUGGAGCAUUGGAAAACUACAAGCAGCAGAGUUUAUCUCAGCUUCUCCCCCCUUUUUAUAAAAAAGCAUUAAUAGGAACUUUGUAUCUGUAUCUGGAUCAAGAAUGAGAUGGAAAGCAUAUUGUUUGUGUAAAAAGUCUUUACUGUAUGAGUCCCAUGAUACUGUACUUAUGUAAAGUUUUAAGACGCAGCCUCUUAACCAGAGAUGCAAGGGCAGCAUUUAUGAAUGUUCUUAUACGUACAAUUAUGUUUUUGCCCCACAGUUUUGGUCUUUGAUUGGACUCUAUAAAUGAUCAUAGUAACCAAAAGUAACCAAAUCGGUGCUGAUUCAAACACCUCUCUUUACAUUUGGUGGUUUAAUAGGACAAAGACCAAGCUUAUUAGGUUCUCAUUGUACUGUACUUUGGAACAAUACAAAUCCUUAUAGUUUGUUUAUUAUAGUUUUUAGAUAUUUUUAGUUUGAAUGUUUAUGUACUACAUCAAGCUAGGACCUGAGGAUCGUUUCUUCUAUUACUUGAGACUGAAAGCAAUGUAGAGACUCAUUUAUUUGUCUUAAUCAGAAAUAAACUUUUGUAAAGUAUG